ACACGUUAGGAGUAAUAAUGCAUUAUUUUACAUAAGAGGUUUUGAGUUUUGACGAAAGGGUAUAAGUAAGGUGAGAGACAACCAGAAGCAGUAAGUGUCCAAAUUAAGAAGGAAUCCCCAUUUUCGGGAAACCAACGAAACAAAACAAGAAACGUUUUCAUUUCAGAAUUCAGACACACACACAUACACUUUCUAAUUUUCACUAUUUAGUACUCGCCUCUCUUCCAUUUCAAUUUCAACUCAAAACCCUCCUCGCUAAUUUUUUGUGGCUAUUGAAUUGAGAUCUAGUAGUAUCGAAUUCAAAGAACAAAAAUAAACAUGGAUCAGUUACAAAGAAAGCUACGUGACCACGAAGCUGCUAUGUUUCGCCAGGAUUAUCUGGAUGAUCAGUUCAGUCAGCUUCAGAAACUGCAAGAUGAAAGUAGUCCAGAUUUUGUGAUUGAGGUUAUGACUAUGUUCUUUGAUGAUUCUGAGAAAUUACUCAACAACAUGUCACGUGCUCUAGAGCAAGUACCUGUGGAUUUCAAACAAGUAGAUGCUCAUGCCCAUCAACAGAAGGGAAGUAGUGCCAGUGUUGGUGCUGCUAGAGUUAAAAAUGUUUGUGGCACCUUCAGAAAUUUUUGUGAGGCUCAGAACCUGGAAGGGUGUAUUAGAUGUUUACAACAAUUACAACAGGAAUACUCUCUACUGAAGACCAAUCUUCAAUACCUAUUUAGGCUGCAGCAAGAAAUCAAGGCCGCCGGUGGUUCUAUUCCCACCGUGGAGUGAGAGGUGACAUGUUUGACAGCAGUUGAAAUCGAUAAAAAGAAAAUGAAGCUUUUGAUUUAGCAGCUGAUUUUGUUCGUUUUGGUUUUUGCUGGACUACUCUCCUAAAUUAGAGCAAGUUUGAAUGUUGGGAUAGUGCUGAUGUGAAUAAGCAUUUCUUGCUUAGUUUGAUACGUAUUUAUGAUAUAUGAUAUGAUUUUUACCCUAUAAACUGGUGACUAAUUUGAAGUUUCAUGUUUACUCAAAAUACAAUAAUAUUUAUUGUUGAUUGUUGCUGUUAUAUGAUUCAAAAUCACACGAUGUAUUUGUGUUCUAUAUAUAUAUAUAGUUAUGAAGCUGUGUAAUUGUAAAA
Cicer arietinum (chickpea) is the source of this 1117-nucleotide messenger RNA. Its product is annotated as histidine-containing phosphotransfer protein 1-like. Gene Ontology annotation, molecular function: protein histidine kinase binding; histidine phosphotransfer kinase activity. Lineage: Eukaryota; Viridiplantae; Streptophyta; Magnoliopsida; Fabales; Fabaceae. The record is from RefSeq and is a predicted model, not a curated record. Gene Ontology annotation, cellular component: cytoplasm; nucleus. Gene Ontology annotation, biological process: phosphorylation; phosphorelay signal transduction system; cytokinin-activated signaling pathway.